UUUAUUGACAACCGUAUUCAGUGAAUUCAAAUGACAUUUCAGGCCUUAUACUUUAGUCUGAUUUUUUAAAGCGGGAAAUUUAUUAUGUUCACCUAGUUUUUAAAGCCUAAGAGUUUGUGAAACGUUAUUCAUAGGCGUAAGCUAGCCGACUGCACGACUGCAAGUUACAGUUAUAUCUAGCUUUGCAUCGUUGCAUCGGCUGUCAAAUACAUUCGUUUUCAAGUUUUAACAAUGUAAAGGUUAUUGUUUGUAGUUUAUUAGUUUAUAAGUAUAGAAAGAUUGAUUUAAAAGUACUCGAUAGAUCAGAUCAUCAAAAGGUGAGUUUGUACAUAACCAUUUUUUAGGGGAGAGUACUCAAAUGUCGGAUAGACAUGUAUAGUCUGACUGCAGCAUGAGAUUAUUAUAGUCUUUAAGUUGAAGCCACGCUAGCCAUGAUUCAGAUAUUUUUCAAUAUUGUGAGGUCCAUCUUCAGUCUUAUAUUGAGUAUUUUUCGACCUUUGCAUCGAUUAUGGUGUCGGAGAAUUCGAUCCUCAGAAAUGGACAAGGGUAUCCCAAUGGCAACAAGUCAAUCUAUGACCAUUGACAUACCGCAGUCUUUCCCAAGUGGGGAAGAGCCUGAUAUUGUAAUGGAGUCAUGGGACAUCUGGGACUCUACUCAGCCCCAAGUGGUUCAGAAUAGCCAGUCAAACACCAGAACUGGAUUGAUGGGAUUACAGACAACCAAUCACAGUGUUCGUGGCAGGCGGCUAGAUUCAGACACAGAACCUGAGCCAGAACCAGAUUACUUUCAAGAUAUGGAGCCUGAUUUUAGAAGACCUGCAAAGAUUUUGAUCAAGAAGAAGGAAAACAAAGUCAACAUGGACAUUAUCUCAAGUCGGCUUGCAGCAAUAGCUGAUUCCCCUCCAGUGGGUUCUGAACUUGAAACAUGGGAUGACAAUGAGCAGGCAUGGAAUGAGGAAAUUGGCGAGGACUUAUCCUGGGAGGCAGAGGCAGCAAUCAGGGAGAAGCGUAGAGUUGACCGGCAGGAACGGACAAUAGAACAGCAAAUGAAAAAACAGCAACGUAAUGCCAUUCGAACCACAAAGAAAGAUUCACACAUAGCUGUGAAAAUUUCCUGAUCAAAAACAAAGGUGAUAGAGCAUCUGGGUACAUAUUUUGCAUUCUUUAACAAGAGAUUGUUGUGUUGAUGCUAGACCAGCCAUAUUAUCAGUCUUGGGCAGCUCCUCUUACAAUGAAAAUACUGACACAUCCUUACCACAGUGGAGGAAAAAAGGACACAUUUAAGUCAAUAAUAGUUAUACUUCGUGUAUUAUGUAAUGUUUAUUGCAGUUGGUGCAAAUAACUUUGCUUUUUUAAAUAAAAAUGUGUUUACCUUAGAUGGUAGAGGCCUUAGAGAAUGAAGAUGUCGAUAACUUGUUUGAAUUUGUACACUUAAAAAGCCUAUUUGUUUCUUCAAUGAAUUCUUUAAAUUUAAUUUGUGUAGCUGAUUCCCCACCUCCCCCUUAGGCUUCAGCAUGGGUAGUACGGUAUUUAGCCAGCAUUGUUAAAAUAUACUUGCAAUUUAGCUAGUCAGUGCUGCAGCAGAUUUUUCUAUCAAUGCUCUAUUUAGGUCAAAGAAAUUUUAUCUUUGACAUGAGAGGUAAUAAAUGCAGAGGGUUAUCUUAUAGAGGGCUGCUUUUCAUCUUGUGAAAUAUGUAUAUAUGUGCAGAAUUUUGUUUAGGAAGUAAUAAUUAUCUCUUUUAUGGAUAUAACUAUAAAGGGAGAGGUGUGUCUGUGUGAGUGUACUUUGUAUGUACAUAUUUGCAUAAUCUAAAUAAAGAAGUACAUUGUUAUUUAAUUACCUCCCUUCUUGUCUUUGAAGCAUGGAAAAUGGACGCUUUUAAAUAGUAGUUAAAUAUUUUGGUGUCAGGUGCAUGUUUUGUUUGUGCUGCAUUUAAAGAAAGAAGUCACUAUCAUCAUUUGAAAAAUUAUAAACUUGGAAUCAGGA
This is a messenger RNA of Pomacea canaliculata, 1987 nucleotides long. RefSeq names its product receptor-binding cancer antigen expressed on SiSo cells-like. NCBI's taxonomy places the organism in Eukaryota, Metazoa, Mollusca, Gastropoda, Architaenioglossa, Ampullariidae. The transcript is spliced from 5 exons. Bases 432 to 1118 code for a protein of 228 amino acids. Gene Ontology annotation, cellular component: secretory granule. The record is from RefSeq and is a predicted model, not a curated record.